This is a messenger RNA of Alnus glutinosa, 624 nucleotides long. Its product is annotated as dirigent protein 11-like. The transcript has a single exon. The record is from RefSeq and is a predicted model, not a curated record. The coding region runs from base 50 to 592 and encodes 180 amino acids. Lineage: Eukaryota; Viridiplantae; Streptophyta; Magnoliopsida; Fagales; Betulaceae.
UAGAAGUACUUGAACACCAAAGCUUCCUUCUCAGUUCUCCCCAAAAGCCAUGUCCAAUCCUCUAACCCCAACCUCCAACUUCUUCUUCCUCAUCUUCACCAUAACCAUCAUCUACGUGGCCUACAACUCCCCAAGGCUCCAACCCAAGCAAACCAACCUCGUCUUCUACGUGCAUGACUACUUAACCGGCGAUGACACGUCAGCAGUCACGGUGGCCGGCAAAAGAGGACCCACCUCCAGCAUCCUACACUUUGGCACAAUGGUAGCCGUCGAUGAUCCAGUAACAGAGGGCCCCGGCAUCGAAUCAAAGGAGAUAGGCAGGGCUCAAGGCUUGUACGUCAACUCUCAGCUGGAUGGCAAAGGCUUGCACAUGGUUUUCUCUGUGAUUUUCACUGAUGGAGAAUUCAAAGGGAGUAGUUUGGAAAUUCAAGGGGCCGAUAUUUUUAGUAUGAAGGAGCGAGAAUUCGGAAUUGUAUCGGGGACGGGUUAUUUUCGGUUUGUGAAGGGGUAUGGGAUCAUGGAGACACAGUUCAUGGACAUUGCUAAUCUUAGAGCUGUUCUUAAGCUUAAUGUAACAGUUAAGCACUUCUAAAUUAAAAUAUAAAUAAAUAUUAUUGUUAUUAA